GGCGAGACUCUCGGCGUGUGAGAGUGAACAGGAGCGAGAUGCUGUAUUCAGGAGAAGGUCCGCCAUUAUUGGGAAGCUGAAAAAACAGCUCUCUCCUCACCGUCACACUUUGAGCCAGUACAGGGCUUAAUGUUAGGAAGGGGAACAUUUGGCACAGGAGGCGACCAGUGAACGCGUUUGUGCUUUUGGCGACAGAGCAGCGCGCGUCGUAUCGUAGCCUACGGACUGUUAGAUUUUUAACACAACAAAGGAAAUAAUAAUUGGUCAAAACAACGUGGUGGUGAAGCAAGAAGGGAAAACAUACUGAAACAGCGCUUUGCAACGCCUCCCUCUUUCUUUUUCACAAGACGAUUCCAGCCGUGUCGAGCAGAGCAGAGUUUGAACAGCAUCGUGCGUUUUCCUGCGAGAAUUUACUUGUUUUUCCUUUUCAAACAAGGAGCGCAAAGGAUAUGCAGAUGGCACCCCCAAACUUUAGAUGCAAGAGCACUUAAUGUGGGAAGUAAUGGACAGACAGGCGGUUUAGAGUGAAAACUAAUCGAUGUGAGGCUUUGCGGGGAGUGCUUUAUGCGUGUUUUUGAAGUAUUUUCACUGGGGACGCGCAGAGAAAGCGAAGGAGUGGACCAGGGCUGGACACAGAGAGGAAUGCUAUGACUGCUGUGUCGAUGAAUGAAAGUGUCGACCGCCAGUGUACCUGUCAACGCUGGGGGAACUCCAUGGAAAAAAAUCUCCCCGAUCCCGGAAAACUGUGCCACUACUUCACCAAGCCGCAGUCCACUGAACACCUCUUAAAUGGAAACGUCUCCUUUGACAGUCUACACCUCUCCUAGAACCUGAGGACAGCAUGGCAGGAUGAGCCUCUGCCAGCGAGUAUAAUGUCCAAAAAGCAAGAUGUCCGGACGCCCACUUACAACCUGGUUGUGGUCGGGUUGUCUGGAACAGAGAAGGAGAAGGGCCAGUGUGGGGUGGGCAAGUCCUGCCUGAGUAACCGCUUUGUCCGGCCUAGUGCUGAUGACUUCUACCUGGACCACACCUCCGUUCUGAGCACCAGUGAUUUUGGAGGCCGUGUGGUGAACAAUGACCACUUCCUGUUUUGGGGAGAGGCAUCACGGACAUCUGAAGAGGGCCAGGAGUGCCGCAUAAAUGUGGUGGAGCAGACAGAGUUUAUUGAUGAUCAAACGUUUCAGCCCCAUCGAAGCACAGCACUCCAGCCAUACAUUAAGAGGGCAGCGUCCACUAAACUGGCUUCAGCUGAGAAGCUCAUGUAUUUUUGCACAGAUCAGCUGGGACUGGAGCAGGACUUCGAGCAGAAACAAAUGCCUGAGGGAAAGUUGACUGUAGAUGGCUUCUUACUGUCUAUAGAUGUUAGCAGAGGCAUGAACCGUAGUUUUGAGGAUCAGAUGAAGUUUGUUACAAACUUGUACAACCAAUUAGCCAAAACAAAAAAACCUGUGGUCAUUGUACUCACCAAAUGUGAUGAAGGGGUAGAGCGCUACAUUAAAGACUCUCACUCUUUUGCUAUUGCAAAGAAGAACAUACAGGUGGUAGAAACUUCUGCUCGGUCCAAUGUCAACGUGGAUCUAGCUUUUCUAACACUAGUACAGCUAAUAGACAAGAGCAGAGGAAAACCUAAGAUUAUCCCUUACUUUGAGGCAUUAAAACAGCAGAGUCAACAAAUUGCCUCAGCCAAAGAUCGAUAUGAGUGGUUAGUCGACCGAAUUACAAAAAACCAUAAUGAGACGUGGCCCAGUGUCAGUUUCAGAAUGCAGACUGCCACAGAAUACAAGCAAUAUGUCUUCCUGGAGGGAACAGCGAAGGCCAAGAAGCUGUUCCAGCAACAUGUGCAUAGACUGAAACAAGACCACAUAGAGAAACGGAGGAAAGCCUAUCUGAGCACUCUGCCUCAGGCUCUGUCUGUGCUCUUACCAGAGUUAGACGAAAUAGACCACUUGAGCUGGUCUGGUGUUCAGAAGGUCUUGGAAACAAAGAGGGAGUUCUCCCAGUGGUUUGUUGUGUUAGAUGAUACGCCAUGGGAAACCACUCCUCAUAUAGACAUGGAGGAUGACCGAAUCCCUCAGGAUCUGUUGGAGACCCCUGCAGCUCAGACCAUCUAUGAGAAUCACCUGGAACAGUUGAGGAAUGAGCGCAAGCGUGCUGAGAUGAGGUGGGAGUUUAAAGAGCGGCUGAGUGUGUCUCCUUUCAUCACACCAGGCAAACCUUGGGAGGAGGCCCGCAGCUUCAUCAUGAAUGAGGACUUUUACCAGUGGCUGGAUGAGACAGAAUAUCUGGACAUAUACAACAAGCACCAGAAAGAGAUCAUCGACAGAGCCAAAGAGGACUUUCAGGAAUUGCUGCUGGAGUAUUCUGAACUCUUUUAUGAGUUAGAAGUAGAUGCAAAACCAAGCAAAGAGAAAAUGGGAGCUAUUCAGGACGUGCUGUGUGAAGAGCAGAGGUUUAAAGCCUUACAGAAACUACAGGCAGAAAGGGAUGCUCUUGUUUUGAAACAUAUCCACUUUGUAUACCACCCAACAAAAGACACUUGUCCAAAUAGUCCCCACUGUGUGGACAGUAAGAUAGAGCAAAUACUGGGCUCCACUUUCCCUACUCGAUACCCAUCGUCUGACAGCUCUCGACUGGAUGGGGGAAGGGCUGAAAGGAUAAACCUGGUCAUCCUAGGGAGAGAUGGGCUCGCUAGGGAAAUGGCAAAUGAGAUAAGGGCUUUGUGCACCAGUGAUGACCGCUAUGUGCUCGAUGGAAGAUUGUAUGAGUUAUCCCUUCGACCCAUAGAGGGCAAUGUGCGUUUGCCAGUUAAUUCAUUCCACACCCCAACCUUCACACCUCACGGCUGUCUCUGUUUAUACAACUCAAAAGAGUCACUUUCUUAUGUUGUAGAAAGUUUAGAGAAACUUAGGGAAUCCACCAUAAGCAGAAGGGAAAGAGAGAAUAGCCUGGCACAUCUUCCCCUAUCACUCCUCCUUGUCACUAAGCGAGGAGUGGGCUCCAUAGGGGAUAUAGGUGGAGAGACUGCCCAGACACUUAUCCAUCAAGGUCAGCAGGUUGCUGGGAAGCUGCUCUGUGCUUAUUUAGAUCCAGCAUCCCCUGGAAUGGGGUAUACACGGAAUGUCAGUGAGAAACAGAUCAACCAGAUGCUCAAAGGUAUGCUAGAGAAGCGUCGCAGUAUAGGCAGCAGUUCUCCUCCCCUCCCACCUCCAUCCUCAGUGUUCAGAGACUCUCAGUCACAGUCUGGGUCAGAGACAGAGCUGCGGAUAGUGAUGUGUAUGAUGUGUGGAGACACAUAUGACCUGGACCAGCUCCUCGCCCCCUUUCUGUUGCCACAGCACUGUCGCCCUGCCUCUAGCCUCAGCAGUGGCACCUCAAUUCUGCUAGACCUGAGUGUUGGAGGUCAAAGGCAAAAUAUUGAGCUGUCCCUGCUCUCUUUCCACUCCUCCUUUGCACUUCGAAAGACAGGUCUGGUCCAUGGCUACAUUGCGGUUUAUUCUGCUCGCCGAAAGGCCUCACUAGAAACUCUAUGUGCUUUCUUGUGUGAUGUUCAAGAUAUUAUCCCAGUCCAACUGUUAGCUGUAGGAGAAAGUCAGAUGGAGCUGACAGACUCUGAUUCUGCCAAAGAGCAAGUAGGUCAGGGAGAGGAGCUAGCUCAUGAGAUUGAAGCAAGAUUCAACACCGUGAUCUGUGGGCAUGGGGGUGUAGUAGGUGGGCUUCACAAAAUAGACCUUUUUCAGUCCUUCUUCAAAGAGGUUGUGGAAAAGCGCACUAUUGUAGAAGCCACACACAUGUAUGACAAUGUAGCAGAGGCAUGCACCAAUGAGAGCAUCAGUCCGCGCUGUGGCUCUCCUAGUCCUGUUAACUUUCUCCUUGACUCAGAGGAUGACAUUGACCCUUCACCCCCAUACAAUCCCCUCACUGAGGUCAGCAGUCUCAGCUCCCACCAGGUAACCUUUAAGCUCCCAGAUUUAGAUUCAAGUGAGACUUUCUCUGUCAUUUCUGAGCUCAGUACUUUUGAAAGCAAGCUGAACAACAAGGUUCCUCCACAAGUUAAACCCAAGCCUGUGCGAAAGGUCAAUUUGGGCCCAUAUAUGGAUCAGCAGGGUGGGACAAACCGACGCUCUUUACCACAAACUGUGACCUGGGCUCCAGGGAGUGACCCCUCCGAUUAUGCAGAACCCAUGGAUGCUGUGAGCAAACCACGACCAACUGAGGAGGAGACCAUCUACUCUGUUCCUCAUGACAGCACACAGGGUAAAAUCAUCACCAUCCGCAAUGCUAACAAGGGCCACUCCAAUGGAAGUGCUGGGAAUGGCUCUGAUAGCGAGGCCGACAGCAGCUCUCUGGAGCGAAGGAGAAAGCUGUCUGCUAUUGGGAUCAAGCCUAAGCUUUACAGGGACAGGUCCAAACGACUUGGAAAAUUCAGCAGUUUCAGGACUAGCUUCUCAAUAGGCAGUGAUGAUGAGAUGGGUGGACCACCUAAACCUGACGAUGUAGGAGGGCAUAAGGACUCCAUCGAAGAGAAUGAAGACCCCAAAAGAAGAAAUAUUCUGAAGAGCCUGCGCAGACCAAGGAAACAAAGAGCAAAACCCAGGCAUUCAAUUUCCAAACCUAUUGAAAGCAACUACUUUGGCAUGCCCCUGUCCAGUGUGGUGACCCCUGAAAGGCCUAUCCCAGUCUUCAUUGAGAAGUGCAUUCAUUUCAUUGAAACGACAGGCUUAAGCACAGAGGGUAUCUACAGGGUCAGUGGCAACAAGGCGGAGAUGGAGAGCAUGCAGCGACAGUUUGAUCAAGACUAUAACCUGGACCUAGUAGAGAAGGACUUCAGCAUCAACACAGUGGCAGGAGCCAUGAAGGCAUUCUUCUCAGAGUUGCCCGACCCUCUGGUGCCCUACAGCAUGCAGACAGAGCUUGUGGAAGCCUUCAAGAUCAACGAUAGAGAGCAGCGUUUUCAGGUGAUGAAGGACAUUCUGCGGCGUUUCCCCAAGGAGAACUAUGAGGUCUUCAAAUAUGUCAUCAGCCACUUGAACAAGGUGAGCCAACACAGUAAGCUGAAUCUGAUGACCAGUGAGAACCUGUCUAUUUGCUUUUGGCCCACACUGAUGCGACCAGACUUCACCACCAUGGAUGCUCUGACGGCCACACGCACCUACCAGACAAUCAUCGAGAGCUUCAUCCAACAGUGCUCCUACUUUUUCUACAAUCAGCCUCUUACCGACAUGCCCGGGUCGCCCACCUCCAGCUCUGGGGGAGGGACCUCUGCCUACUCUUGCAUGGCUGGGGUUUACAGUUCCUCUCCUACUCCCUCCCAUACACCGUAUGUCAUGCCCGCAACCCCACCGGUCAUCCCGCACUACGGCCCACCCAUUCACCAUCAUCACCACCACCAUCAUCAUCAUCAUCACCUACAACACCAGUCCCCCCAGAAUUCCCCGCCUCCCACGCCCCAAUCUCCAAUCCCGGCACUCCUGCCACCCACGCUGCACCCCCAUCACCAUCCCCCUGCGGAACAACACACGCUGUGAACCAACAGAUCAAGGGAAAGAGUAAACAUGGGAAUGAUUUGAAAUUUUUUAAGGAAAUGAAAAGAGAAAGUUUGGAGAUGCGGCGAAAGAUGCAGUACGUUUAGGGAGAAUAGAUUUUUGAGAUGCUCGCACAACAUAGACAGGAAGAGACUUUGAAUUGGGUAGGAUCAUUCUGCUCCUCUCUACAUCACCCCUCCUCUUUCUUUAUGUAAAUUCGCCCUCCUUGCCUUAUAGAGAAUCUGCGUAAAAAUGAAGAGAUUUUGCCACAAACUGCAAAAAUGACUCCAGGAGGUGCUAGUAACAAGGAGGCUGGGAUUUGUUCAACAUUCACAAACAAUGAGCUGGCCAGUGUACCUCCAAAACAACUCACCUCCAUCCCUGAGCCUCUAACUUCGCUUGGGAUAUUGGUGGCCGGAACACCUAUUUUGUGAAGACGAAGAGGAGCAGAGAAUCAAUUACUGGACUUUUUUUGUGUCCAUUGCACCACUACAUGGAGAAUUCAAGCAAGAAAAUGUGCUCAGUUGCUGGAAUGUUCUGUCCUUGGCGUCUUGCACAUUCCUACCUAGCAAUCCCUCAUGCAUGCACACUAGACAGACAGAUGGGGUGGUAUGCCAAGCACAGGAAGAAAUGUCAACUGACUGGAUAUGUCAGGGCAGCAGGUUGGAGCAAAGCAUCAUGGGUACUCUCACACACUUAGCAUUCCAUGUUUUGCUGUGUGCGCUCUCCCUCAUUUUGAAAUUUAUUGUUAAACCAAUACAACAAAAUUUUUGCAGCUGAUCAGAAUAAUUUGUCAUUCAUCAUUGUAUGUUUUUGUUAUAUAUGUGAAAAUAUUCUGGCAUCACUGGAUGUCCGUGUGUGUGUGCGUGCAUGUGUGUAGGUGCGCGUGCUUGCGCGCAUGUCCCACCACUUUUUCUGCCUGUGUUUGGGAGAUAUUUGUUGUUUCUCAUAUACCAUGUUGGUUUGAAUGUAAGUGAUUGCUGCAGUUUUUAAAGUAAGGACCUUGUUCAAAAGCACUUUCCUGAGCACUUUGUUGAAGCCACAAAUUAAUUUUGCCAUGACAUGACAGCCACUGUUCACUUUGCUAGUUCAUCUUUACGCCUUGUUUUUGGGAGCACACCACUGACAUCUAGAGGAGAAAUUGGGUUUUGCAGCUCGCAUCCACUAAUGCUGCACACACAGGGAAUUGGGUAGUUUGUCCUGGAGUUUUCUAUGUAGCAUUGUGCUUUUCUCUGGAUUGCAGGUAGGUUUAAAGGCCUGUGUGUCUAACAUGGCCCAAAUAAUGAGAUUUUACAUGCAGAAUAUUGCUUUGAAUACAUUUAAUUUUCAAUUUGUAUUUCUAGUUGCCUGAGACCAUUAAUUGAUCAUUUUAAACAAAUUUAAAACCACUUUAAAUAUUAACUGAUUGAGAAUAUCAUAUUUGUUAUUGGAGAUUUAAGACAUGUAUUCUUGAUGAACUUAACUACUAAGGCUCAUCUGUUAUUGCCAUGCCACUACUUCCCCUUAGGCCUAAGCACUCCUUGUCCAAGAGACAGUUGGAGGAACAGACAGGCCAUUGAUUCAUUCAUCCAUCCUUUCAUUCAUGUGUCUGCAUGACCGGAAUGGCCCAUUCCUCAGCCCAGCCUGCUGUUUCUAUAGAAACCAGUGAGAUUAGGCAUGAGAAGACACCUCUGUGCUUAACUUUUCUUAUUUUUUGUGCACAUAAUGUAUGUACCAUUUGUACAAUGUACAAUAGUACAUCAAUAUACUCUCAAAUUUAUCUAAAUGUCUGAAAUAAAGUUCCACUUUCUAAUUGGUCAGUAUCCCUUUUUGCCCAAUUAAAAAUUGUAAUCUCAUUAAAGGUCUCAUUCUACAAAUAUGCUACCGCACCAUCAGUUGGUGUGAAUGUACAUGUGAUGUAUGUGAGUUAUGGUAGGGCUGUAUAGACAGAUCCCUUAAUAAACCCGUAGCAUUACCACUAUUGGCUCAUGCAGUUUAAAUACACUAUAUCCAAGAUGACUAAGAAAAUCAAAGAGAUGAGAGAAAUAGGGAGGACACACAGCAAAGCGUGUAUGGGAUCAUUUGGGGGUGGGUACUAGGAGGCCAUGACUGUUUUUUCUGGUCAAUUUGGACUGUCUUUGGGUCAAGACUAUGGCAAAUACAAUGUGACCUGGUUCUGUGAUACAUGGCCUCAUAUAGUUGUUUUUUUUUUUUUUUUUUUUUUUUUUUUUUUUUUGCAGAAUGGCGACAGAAAAUUAAUUAAAACAGAUCUACAUUCAGAUGUUUAAUGGAAUCUUAGGGGGGGGGGGGGUCUAACACUGUUGCCCUUUAGUCAGUGGUGAUGGAGAAUUGUUUAUUUUUUAUGUUUUUUUUUAUUAUUUUAUUUUAGAAAAUACAAAAAUACAAAGCAUUUUAUCAAUUUGUUUGUGAAAAAUUGAGGGCAGCCCAAUAUAGUGCAUGAAUCUUCCCGUGGGCUUCACCGCUCUAUUUAAGAGAUGAUAAAAGAUGACAUGAUGGGGGUAAAAGAAAAGGAAAAAAAAUGAAGUACUGUAAAGUAAAAAAAAAAAAAAAAAAAAAAAAGCAUUUACAAAAUGUGUUCUUAUUGCUGAGUUUGAUAAUUUGUCUCAGUGGGAAUGGUGUAUACAGCAAGGCCUUAUGUGAUC
Molecule: messenger RNA, 8164 nt
Organism: Periophthalmus magnuspinnatus
Lineage: Eukaryota; Metazoa; Chordata; Actinopteri; Gobiiformes; Gobiidae
Gene: arhgap35a
Product: Rho GTPase activating protein 35a
Exons: 8
Coding region: 873-5525 (1550 amino acids)
Biological process (GO): signal transduction
Molecular function (GO): GTP binding; GTPase activity
Source: RefSeq, a predicted model, not a curated record